Messenger RNA from Chiloscyllium plagiosum (whitespotted bambooshark), 583 nucleotides. Its product is annotated as pancreatic progenitor cell differentiation and proliferation factor. Gene Ontology annotation, biological process: cell differentiation; multicellular organism development. NCBI's taxonomy places the organism in Eukaryota, Metazoa, Chordata, Chondrichthyes, Orectolobiformes, Hemiscylliidae. The record is from RefSeq and is a predicted model, not a curated record.
GAGCCCGCGGUCCCUAACAUUGACUUUUGAGUGGAGUACGUGAGGUGGUAGUGCUUCGUGCCGGUUUACGAUUUCAAAUGGGCCCUGUUGCCUAGCGUUUGCUUUCUUCAGUUAUUACACUUGGAGUCCUGUUUGGUGUCGAAGGGUAACCAUCAGAUACUAGUUUGAAAGAUUGCAAUGGCAUCCAUUCCGUCAACUGGCUCUCUUACAGCAACCCAUGACUAUUACAGGAGACGCCUUGGUUCUGCUUCCAGCAAUAGUUCCUGUGGUAGCUCAGAGCACAUGGGAGAAGUGAUUCCACACCAUCCAGGAUUACCAAAGUCUACAGCGGGCCAGUGGUGGAUCAGUUUUUUCUUUGGAAAAACACAGAACCAUCCAGUAAUGACAACUCUUUCUGAAUCCUCUGAGGGUGGCAAGAUCAACUGUAUACUGUCUCAAGAAAUGGCGAGGAAACGACAUGCCAGUGAGCCCAGCAAACCUUCAUCUUAAUCUGGUUUCAACUUUUGAAGAAGAUGCUAGGAAUUUCAGGCGUUCCCAAACCUUAAAUUUUUAAAAAUAAAGGCUGCUUGAGUUUCUAACUAUA